GGCCACGUGAUAAAAGCCACAGGAAAACGCGGGGUCAGUCGGUCGAUUCACACAACUGAGAAGUUGAUCAAGCUGGAUUAACCUGCGAAGCUCAGGAUGCUCCGUGUUUUGUGGCUGUUCGCCGCCCUUGACUCGGUGCUCCUGUCGGACACGGGCAUGCUGUUUCCCCGGGAGUCCUCCUCCAGAGAGGUGAAAGAGCUGAACGGGCUCUGGGUAUUUAGGGCUGACAGAUCCCCUAACAGGAACCAGGGCUUCGAGAGGGCUUGGUACAAAAGUCGCCUGGCAGAGACUGGCCCUGUAAUCGACAUGCCGGUUCCUGCCAGCUACAAUGACAUCACCCAGGACCCCACACUGAGAGAUUUCAUUGGCUGGGUGUGGUACGAGCGAGAGGUAACGGUUCCUGCCCGCUGGAUCACUGAUGAAGGCAUACGAGUGGUUCUCAGAGUGGGAAGUGCUCACUAUUACUCUGUAGUGUGGGUGAAUGGUGUCAAGGUGACAGAACAUGAAGGCGGCCAUCUGCCUUUUGAGGCUGAAAUAGGGACCUUACUACGUAAAGAGCCAAUCAUCCUAUGCAGGAUCACCAUCGCUGUGAACAACACUCUGACUCUGCACACUCUCCCUCCAGGCAGCAUCCAGUACAUGAAUGACCGUACAAGGUAUCCUGAUGGGUUCUUUGUUCAAAACACCAAUUUUGAUUUCUAUAACUAUGCUGGGAUACACCGUCCUGUGCUAUUAUAUACGACUCCUAAAGCCUACCUGGAUGACAUCACCGUGGUUACAGAUUUCAUGGAUAAUACAGGAUUGGUUAGGUAUAGUGUUUCAGUCCAAGGAGCAGCCUCAGCUACUGUGAAGGUGACUUUAAUGGACACAGGAGGUCACUGUGUUGCUUCCUCCAAUGAGCCUUCUGGGGUGCUCAAAGUGGCAGAUGUCAAUCUGUGGUGGCCAUACUUGAUGCACGAGAAUCCAGGUUAUCUUUACUCUUUGGAGGUUCGCCUAAUGGCUGCUGAUGAGAGAUCAACAUACGAGGAUGUUUAUGCUCUACCAGUUGGCAUCCGCACAGUUAACGUCACCAGCACCCAGUUCCUCAUCAACAACAAGCCUUUCUAUUUUCAUGGAGUCAAUAAGCAUGAAGAUGCUGAUAUUCGAGGUAAAGGUUUGGACUGGCCCCUUGUCGUCAAGGACUUUAACUUGAUAAAGUGGUUGGGGGCCAACUCGUUCCGCACCAGCCACUACCCCUAUGCUGAGGAGAUUCUGCAGAUGUGUGACCGCCAUGGCAUCGUGGUGAUAGAUGAGAGCCCAGGGGUCGGCAUUAAAGACAUUCGCAGCUUUGGAAACGCCUCCCUGACCCACCACCUAGCUGUUAUGGAUGAGCUUGUACGGCGGGACAAGAACCAUCCAUCUGUGGUCAUGUGGUCCGUAGCUAAUGAGCCCGCCUCAGAGAUGCCCCCUGCUGAAAAUUAUUUCAAGAUGUUGAUAUUGCACACCAAAGCUUUGGACCCUACCCGACCUGUAACCUACAUCACGGCCAGUAACUACGCAUGGGACAAAGGAGCUCCCUUUGUGGAUGUCAUCUGUGUAAACAGCUACUUCUCCUGGUACCAUGAUCCGGGCUACGUGGAGUUAAUCUCUCUGCAGCUCAAUACCCAGUUUGAGGACUGGUAUGGAAAAUACAAGAAGCCCAUCAUCCAGAGCGAGUAUGGAGCAGAUGCGGUGCCAGGGAUUCAUAAUGAUCCACCUGUGAUGUUUACUGAAGAGUAUCAGAAAGUGGUCCUGCAGAAUUACCACAAUGUGUUUGACCAGAAGAGGAAGCAGUAUGUCAUCGGUGAACUCAUCUGGAACUUUGCUGACUUCAUGACUACACAAGGGAUCACACGUGUGGUGGGGAACAAGAAGGGGAUUUUUACUCGGCAAAGGCAACCCAAAGCAGCAGCAUUCCUCCUCAAGGAGAGAUACUGGAAACUGGCAAAUGAAACUGGCACACUGCCUCUCUGGACCAAGUACCCCUGCCCACUGUGACUGACACAGGUGUUUAGGCCCCCAGGACUGCCUCAGUUGCAUUGAAAGCCAUGUCUUCUGAUUUUAGUAUUUACACUCAAAUUAUGUCUAAUCAAAAAUAUGUAAAGGUCUACUCCUAAAUAAACAGGGAAAAUUCGAUAAAGCUAACAAAACAAGAACCACAGCUCACACUCAGAAACUAUUACAAAGCACAGUUUCCAUUCCCCCUUAUUAGCUGCUGGAAUCUCCUACUGGAGACUCCCAUCCUUUUUUUGUGGCACCACCAUUACAUUAUUUUUCCCAAUUUUGAUUUUUAUGUUUUACAGUAAGCAGAUAGGAAAGGGGUGGAUAGAGGGAGAAGACAUGCAGUAAAGGUUGCCUGGGCUGAGAGUCGAACCUGCAAUGGCUCCCGUCGAGGACUGAAGCCUCUGAAUAUAUGACGUGUGUGUUGCUGUGCCACCGCCAUGCCCACCCAUCUAUUAUAGUA
Messenger RNA from Girardinichthys multiradiatus, 2482 nucleotides. It is a transcript of the gene gusb, whose product is annotated as glucuronidase, beta. Bases 97 to 2016 code for a protein of 639 amino acids. NCBI's taxonomy places the organism in Eukaryota, Metazoa, Chordata, Actinopteri, Cyprinodontiformes, Goodeidae. The transcript is spliced from 12 exons. Gene Ontology annotation, molecular function: beta-glucuronidase activity; carbohydrate binding. The record is from RefSeq and is a predicted model, not a curated record. Gene Ontology annotation, biological process: glucuronoside catabolic process; carbohydrate metabolic process.